Messenger RNA from Fomitopsis serialis, 346 nucleotides. RefSeq lists its product as uncharacterized. The transcript has a single exon. The record is from RefSeq and is a predicted model, not a curated record. Bases 6 to 164 code for a protein of 52 amino acids. Lineage: Eukaryota; Fungi; Basidiomycota; Agaricomycetes; Polyporales; Fomitopsidaceae.
UCGGGAUGGCUGCCGCCCCCGGGCUGCCCACUCGCUUGACACACGCACGACCAACGCACGACCACGCCGCAUGCGCGUUCUCGUCUUCGCCCUGUCUUCGCCUGCCAAUCGCAGCCCGCUUCGCAGCCUUCCCUUCCAUCGAACGCUUCCCUCGAUCCGAUUGAUCCUGUCUGCGAACUGAGAUAGCGAUGCGGCGCAGACGUCUGUCACCUCGGUGUCACGCCUCCUGCCUGAUGCGGACGCACACCAGCCCAUGACGCAGCUCGCCCCCGCCUUCUCGCACGCGCUGGCUUCGCGCAGAUCGCCCCCUGCGACGCCGCGUUUCCCCCGCCCCGCCGCGAAGCCC